Messenger RNA from Engraulis encrasicolus (European anchovy), 3781 nucleotides. RefSeq names its product homeobox protein TGIF1. Gene Ontology annotation, molecular function: DNA-binding transcription repressor activity, RNA polymerase II-specific; RNA polymerase II cis-regulatory region sequence-specific DNA binding. The coding region runs from base 664 to 2112 and encodes 482 amino acids. The transcript has 3 exons. The record is from RefSeq and is a predicted model, not a curated record. NCBI's taxonomy places the organism in Eukaryota, Metazoa, Chordata, Actinopteri, Clupeiformes, Engraulidae. Gene Ontology annotation, biological process: negative regulation of transcription by RNA polymerase II.
CGUGCAAUGCUUUUGUUUUGCAAUCGGUUUAGCGUGAAAUCAUAAAACAUGAUCUUGGAAAAUGAAUGAAGCGGAGUCUUUUCAACGAACCUACGAUCGAUUGCAUGUAGCCUUUUCUAAAAAUCAUGCCACAAAUUCAAAGACUAAUGAUGACACGAACGCUUGAUUUAAAGUACACGGUGAUGUAAUAAAUAAUUUAAAAACAGCUCAAGUUAUUUAGUCAUUUCUGAAUGAAAUGCGUCUCUGGCAGUAAGUCAGCGGUGAUGACACUGGCUUGUCUGCUGUGAACUCGGGCAUUGAUUGGAUCCCAGCACUGAUGUAGGAGGGUUUAGACGCGACUGUCAGCUGCCACAGACCAGCCAAGAAAGCUGGCGGAGAUAGCUGCAGGUAAACGGAUCAAACCACACAUCAACAAAACGCGUUUUUGAGAAAUACUUAUGGCCAUGGAAAGCCACCUCCUCGUUGAUCUAGCCUCGAAGAAAAAUAUUGAUAUUUCCAGAAACUAAACGUUGGCGUUGCGUCGUGAGAAAAUCAGUCAGUCAAAACGUGUGUAACACCUUGUGCUUGGCAGAAGAAAAGCCCGUUGUCACCGUUUUGUGAACGACACGCGUUUUCCUAAGGAACUUCGAAGAUAGCGGCCCGUUUUCAGACCAGCCACAAACAAUGAAACCAGUCAAAAGAGCACUGGAGGAAGAACGAGGCGGCGAGACAGAAUAUUCAGCCAUGUCAGACAGUGACGCGGGUGAAGAUGACGGGUACCCCUUGGAUCUCUCUGGCGGUGGAGCCGGGGGCUCUGGGAAACGGCGUCGACGUGGGAAUCUACCCAAGGAAGCGGUGCAGGUGUUGAAAAGCUGGCUGUUUGAGCACCGCUUUAACGCCUACCCGUCCGAACACGAGAAACUCAGCCUCUCCGGACAGACCAACCUCUCCGUGCUACAGAUCUGCAACUGGUUCAUCAACGCGCGGCGGCGCCUGCUCCCGGACCUGCUGCGCAAGGACGGCAAGGACCCGACCCAGUUCACCAUCUCGCGGCGCGCCGGCAAGGCGGAGGGCCAGAGCGGCCGCCACUCCAGCGGGGGCAGUAGCAGCAGCAGCUGUAGCAGCAGCAGCAGCGGGGCAGGAGGCCCCAGCUCCCCCGAGAGCCCCGCACCCCCCUCCCUCCCCGCUAUGCGCCCCUCCGUCAUCCGGAACGCGCCCACGCUCGACCUCAGCCUCCUGGGCAACACCGCCACGGCCAUCCUCGCCAGCGCCGGCUGCCUCCCGGGGGCCAGGGACGGGCCCGGACCCGUGCGAGCCCUCAUGCAGGCGGACGCGCCGGGCCUGCUGCUGAAGAAGGAGCACCGCGCCGGGGGGUACGGGCAUCAUCGCAGCGGCGACGAGUCUCCGCUCACCGGCAACACUCACCCGGGCUCCAGCCCCAACGGUCUAACCUCCAUACCUCCAGCCCCGGGCACCACCUCCAUCUCCAGCCUGGGCACGGCCAGCCCCACGGGGGGCCUGUUCAACACGCCGCCCCCCACCCCGCCGGAGCUGUGCCCCUCGCAGGACUUCAGCGACCUCAAACUGCUGGUGGAGGCGGCUCUGCAGCGCGCAGCCGAGCAGGAGCACCAGAAGAGACUGCUGCAGGAGAAACAACAACAGCAGCAGCAGCAACAGAAGUUGGCAUCGCUGGCAGCGCUGGGCACACCACCUUCCUCCUCCGAGUCGCCCUCCGCCAUCAAGAGAGCCCAGCAGCACCAGCCUGAGCCCUGCAUCGUGCGAGCCGCUAAGACCGAACAGGUACAGGUGCCCAUUCCGAUGCCCAUGGUCGUGCCCACCCCGAGCAGGGACUCUGCCAGCCUGCAGCUAGAGAAGACGACGGUGCUGCCAGUCUCCGUGCCCGUGUUUGGUGGCGGUGGUGCCCAGUCGCCGCUGUCCUCGUCUCUGCAGGUGGGUGGCGCCGCCGCCAUGUUGGCUGGUUCGGCCGCGUGCCAGUCGAGCCCGUGGAGCCUGGUGCGGAGCGACAUCAGAAAGUCUGGCAACGCGGUGAGCGCCGCCGCGCCCACCCCCAGCGGCACAGCAGGCAGCGUGUGGGGACACGCCCUGCACACGGUCUCGGAGAAGGUCAACUAGACUAGUAGAGAAGAGUGCCAGUGUCAUAGGUGUGUGUGUGUACAUGAGAGAGUGCGUGUGAGUGUGUGAGCAAGAGAGAGCGAGCGAGCGAGAGAGAGAGAAGGAAAAAGUGAAAACUUUCAACAAAACUCCAGGGAGUAGCUGACAUUCCCAAUCCUCACCCACAACCCCCCACCUGCCCCAACCCCUCCCCCCCAACCCCCUCAGCUCAAACUGACCUUCCAUCUCUCCCCUGUCUUUACCUCUGGACACCGCUAGUCUUCUGCGUCCUAAAGGGGCAUUUCUACUGGUCUGAAAAGCGAAAGCGAGAAAAUGAACGAUGGCGCGGGGGGCUACUAGCCGUACUUGUUGCUUUCCUGAGAGUGAAGAGGCGGUUCGACAUGACAUAAGUGGCCAAUGAGGGACGUGUCCAGUGGAUGCCAGCUGGGUUGUGGUGUGAUACUCACCUCUCAGCUGGAUGUUGGUGGUUUGGGAGAGGGGGGGUGUAGGACUAGGCUACCUGUUCUUAGCAACACCCCCCACACUACCCAGUGGUGGGGGAACUCCCUGAGAGAAAGAGGGGAAAAGAUGGCCUCUUCAGAAGUGCUUUUGUUUUUCUACACAGAAAGUUUAUCAGGACGUUUUAGGACUUGUAAGGUUUAUUUCCCUUUUUGUUUUGUUUUUGGGUUUUUGUCAUUCUGUUUUCGUUUCGUUUUUUCCCCCCCUUUUUGUUUUACAUGAAGGAGGUGGUGGGACUUUGCUGGUAAGGUCAGAAACACUCCUGCAACCAUAUCUCAGUAGCAAAAACAAAAAAAGACAAAAUACACAUGCAUGGACUGUGGUUGUUAACUUAAGACACACUACAUACAUUAUUUCUCCUCAUGCUUUCGGACCAAGACGGGAAUCGCUGGAAGAAUCCACUUUACACUAGGCGACUUGUUUUCUUUUUUUCUGUUUUCUACAUUCCCUCUUUGUCCUCUCUCAUUCUACCAUUAUCCUCCCCUUCUCCUUCCUCCUUGCUGUAUUUCAUAUUGGACUGUGAAUGGACCAUCUUGUGAAGUCCUGAUCUUUGUGACAUGACAAAGUAAGGCCCCCCUACCAGCAUGGCAGAAGCCCCCUCCUCCUAAGGGGGGGCUUAGCUGUCACGCGCAAUAGACUUUUACACAUCUGAAUGCUGUUCUCACAUCGUUACUGUACUUCACACCAGUGUCACCAGCAACACUCAUGAAUUGUGUGUAUGUACGUCUAGUGUAUGCAUGUCUGUAUGUAUGUUUGUGUGUGUUUGACUGGUGAGUGAGUGUGUGACUGAGAGUGUGUUUGUCCUCAUACAUUCUGCACUUUAUUUCUUCCUCGGAUCAUGAUCACAUGGACACAGAUGGUUACCCCCCCACAUAACAUAUACUGUAUUUUUACCCCUCCCAAGACAGUUUUACUGUUAAAAUCACACUAGUUCUGGUCUCUCUGCAUUCCCCCUUUUGUUUAGUACACUAGGCGGUGUGGGUGGGAGAUUAACAUUGUAGGCCUAUAAUAUAUACUGACUGACUAAGUUUAAAAAGACAGACCGAGCAAGCAAGGAGGAGAUGGGAUAGAGGGAGGGGAAAAAAGAGAGAGGGAAGAACAUGGGGAUCUAAAAAAGAAUGUUCAAACGAGUGCAUAGUGUAGUCUAUGCGUGUGUGUGUGUGUGUGUGUG